AUGUUUUAUAUUUGGUUCUUAUAUUUACUAUAUUUGGUGACCCCGAUUCAAAAUAAAAUGCCUGGUGACGGAGAAGUAUUAGAAGACGCAAAUGAUCAACAACAAUUGCAUGUUGCAAGAGUCGCCAUUAAAUGUCCUCCGUUUUGGAAGAUCAAUCCCAGAUUAUGGUUUGCGCAAAUAGAGUCGCAGUUUUCAAAUGCAAAUAUUGUUUCUGAUCUUACAAAAUACAACACCGUGGUAGGACAUAUUGAAAGCGAAAUUCUAAAUGCAGUAAGUGAUAUUGUUCUCAAUCCGCCUAAUCAAGGUAAAUAUGAAACUUUGAAAACAAGAUUAAUCGAGUCAUUUGCUGACAGUGAAGACGAGCUUGCUCGUAAGUUACUUCAAACCAAUUCCAAUGAUGAUUCAAAACCAUCACAAAUAUUGAAAAAUAUGAAAGAACGCCAAUGCUAA
Messenger RNA from Planococcus citri (citrus mealybug), 450 nucleotides. RefSeq lists its product as uncharacterized. The record is from RefSeq and is a predicted model, not a curated record. Bases 1 to 450 code for a protein of 149 amino acids. NCBI's taxonomy places the organism in Eukaryota, Metazoa, Arthropoda, Insecta, Hemiptera, Pseudococcidae. The transcript has a single exon.